AUGUCCCAACCACCCAAGCAAUCUGCGCUUCAAUCCCUCCGCAAUUGGGGAGAAAACUCUGUGCCGCCUACGCUCUUGGCUACGCUCAUCACAGCCCAACAUGCCCGGCCCUUCCAAGUUGUCCCUAUGAUGUUCCCACCAGUCUUGCUGUUCUCAUCAUAUCUGAAUCUGAGCAACUACAAGACAGAUUCAGCUGGCAUAACUGCUGCAUGGAGUGGGCUAUACGCUUUGCUUGCUAUGCGAAGGAGUCAAGGUAUCAGAAACAAAUUCACUGUACGAGGCGUGGUAAGAGGAGCCUCUUUGGCUCUUUGCGCAGUCAAUGUCGUAGGCUGCGGUUUGGCGUACACAUUCGGCAAGCGUGAAAAGGAGGAAAAAGAAUAA
Messenger RNA from Bipolaris maydis ATCC 48331, 381 nucleotides. NCBI's taxonomy places the organism in Eukaryota, Fungi, Ascomycota, Dothideomycetes, Pleosporales, Pleosporaceae. The record is from RefSeq and is a predicted model, not a curated record.